CAGUUCCAGACGUGAACACCACCACCACCACAACCACCACCAACGCUAGCCAGCUGGCCCUCGACGGGGUUCCUGUCUCUUCCCUGCGUCACUCGCCGACUUUGGUCUCGAAUCACACUCCUGCUAGAAAUGGACGUCCGGUCAGACCUUCUGUCCGGCUAUUCCUUUCGCUCGUCGGCGUCUGCGUCGGCGUCGGUUGACCGUCAUCGUCAUCAGCCCAACUUCGGCCGGUAUGAGUCCACGCUGGAUGACUCUGCUCGUGCGUAUCGUGCCACCGCUCUACAACAGCUCAACGGGGCUCCCAGGCCGCUGUCUUGGAAGAAUCGACAGACCAAUCAUUCCGCCAGCCGCUCCUCCACGCUGGCGACGCAGCCUGUGCUGGUGAGGGCCUAUUCCGGCGGUCCUGCUGAGGAUCGCUCGCCCCCAUCCAAGAUGUCUCUUCGACGAUCGUUCCCCUUCACUGGGAGCUCUCGGGCCCAGCAACGGGGACCGGAAAUUCCCUCCGAUGAAGAGUUCAGCAUCGAUAGCAUUCUCCGCGCCAUCGAACCGAACAUUCGUGGGACACUAGAUUCCAUCGGAGAGAUUUGCGGACGCAGCAAGCUCAGCUUGGCGAACGAAUACGGCAGCCAUAUCGCACCGCUCGGGGAGAUUCGCGCCCCUCCAGGCGGUCUAGUGACUGUCGAGGAGGCCAGUUCGGACAACGAAAGACAAGCUAACGAUAAUGUGGUCAUCUACGACGACGAGAACAGCGUGACGGAUGGCCGUGAUCACAUCUCAUUCUCCCAUUAUGGAUACUUUCAGCAUGGCCGGCAGCCCGGGAUGACGUCGUCCCACGGGGCGUUUCACUCGAUGCACCCUAUUUCCGAGGCAGACGUCUCGUCGACGCAGGCGCAACCUCUCACUCCCCGGUCCGCCGGGUUCAACCCAGGGCCGGAUCCCGAUGUUGAUUUAGGUCUGCCCGCCGCAAGUAGAGAAUCUGCGUCAAAGCCACGAUCGUAUGGGCGGGCGUUGCUGGCAAAGAAGGCCGUGUCAGGCACAGACCAGACGCAGGGUAUCUUGACGCCGGCUCUUGUAUCGGAGAUUCUUCUUGAUGCGCAAGCAGAUAGUCACGCGGUAGGCUCCGCACCGUCAUCAGAGCCUCGCCGUCGCUCGCCAAAAGGACACCCUCGUUCUCGGGUUGAUGCCGUCGGAGACCGGGAAAGCUCUUCUGGAGAAUCACCCAAGGCGUCGGUCCUGGGCGACGUGCAGGCUCUUAUCGGCUGGCUUACACAGUUUGCUGGCUAUAGAGCAGACGCCGGUGAGUCGAAGCAGACAGCUGAGAUGCGACUGCGGAUGACACUUGAGCGACAGAACGACCUCGUAUCCCUCGACUCAAAUUAAUUUGAACCAUAGACUCUUUGGUGAAACUGUUCAGGUAAUGAUGCAUGCCGUUAUGAUAAUGACCUCUGAUGAUGAUUUUCUGUUGGUGUCCAUGUAUUAUGCCAACUUUGAUGAAUGAUAUGUUCAUGUUAACCUCGCUUUUGAGUAUAUGCAAUUUCAAAUGAUAUCAUGAUCUUUCAUUCCGCAAUACAUCGUAGAACGCUUUCUCACCCACUUUGCCCCUCAAUGUCUGAGAGCAAUGUUUUCGCAAACGCCUCGAACCGGGGAUACGACCAGCAAUCCCGGUACCUGUCCACCAGCGGCCUCUCAUCCACGACCUCAUCGGAACUCUGUCGCUCUGAAGUCACCCCAUUCUGAUCCUCGUCUUCGUCCUCAUCAUCACUUCCCCCAGCCAUUUUCC
Molecule: messenger RNA, 1780 nt
Organism: Aspergillus steynii IBT 23096
Lineage: Eukaryota; Fungi; Ascomycota; Eurotiomycetes; Eurotiales; Aspergillaceae
Exons: 1
Coding region: 130-1380 (416 amino acids)
Source: RefSeq, a predicted model, not a curated record